AUGCAACGCUUAUUGUUGGUCAUCGCAACUAUAUUUUCGGUUUUGGCGAAUUGCCAAGGAGAGCAGCAACAUUCCGUGGAGAACCGAUACUUCACUGAUGAUGGGAUAACCGGUGACUACAUCCCCUACGAUAUGAAAGGAUUUGUCACAAAGAGAAAACAAUUCUAUGCAUGGGCUGGGAAACGCAGCGUGCCAGUGAUCGAUAAACGAAAGCAAUUCUACGCUUGGGCCGGCAAGUAG
Necator americanus (New World hookworm) is the source of this 240-nucleotide messenger RNA. RefSeq lists its product as uncharacterized. The record is from RefSeq and is a predicted model, not a curated record. The coding region runs from base 1 to 240 and encodes 79 amino acids. NCBI's taxonomy places the organism in Eukaryota, Metazoa, Nematoda, Chromadorea, Rhabditida, Ancylostomatidae. The transcript is spliced from 3 exons.